GGCGGCGUCCGCCGCUAAUGCACUCGACUGUCCUUUACGAGCCGGCUUUACUCAACUCAAUUAGCCGUGACACACUUUACCCCCGAUCUCCCGCCUUCCGCCCCGUGUGGCUGCCUGGAUUAAGUCGUCCCGGCUCGCAAAGCACUUCCAUGACAGCACACGGGGCUCUUCUCUCUACGUCUUUACCCGAUAAGCAUUCAGAUAUGACCGCGGGUGCUGUACUUUCCGCCGACCCCUCCGUGCCGGUCCCCCAGAGGGAGCUCGUUUAUAACGGACUGCUGCCUUACGCCGAGCGGCUGGACCGGGAAGCCUCGGAAUUCUUGGCGGACAUCAAGGCGAACUUGUCUCGGGCUGUGCUCCUCCGGGAACUCUGGCCCGGGGUCGUCUUCUGGUGCAGGAAGCUCUUCUCGUUCCUAAAGCUCUACGGCCGCAGGUUCAGCAAGGACGACCACGUUCUGUUCGCCAAGCUGCUCUACGAGUUGGUCACUCUGCCGGGCCUGGAGCCCCACAUGAUGCAGAACUACGCCCGGCUGCUCAUUCAGCUGCUCAAGAAAAAGGAACUGCUUUCAAGGGAGGAUCUCCAGUUGCCGUGGAGACCGCUCCACCAGCUCUACGAGAAGGUGGUCCACUCCAAAACGGAGCAUCUCGGACUCGUUUGGUUCCCCAACUCAGUGGAUCACAUUAUGAAGGCUUUGGUCAAAAGUUGCAGACCGUACUUCCCGGCCUCCUCCACCAAGGAGAUGCUGGAGGAGUGGCGCCCCCUGCUGUGCGUGUUCGACACGGUCAUGCAGAAGGCCAUCGGCACCAUGGAGCUCUUCCUGCCCACCAUCAUGCCCCCCGAGGAGCACGACCAAGGCUUCCGGCUGUGGUUCGAUGAAUUGAUGGAUCUUUGGUUGUCAGUGCAGAAUCAGCCGAGCUGGGAAGGGCAUUUGGUGAACCUAUUCGCUCGCCUCGCCAAUGACAACAUCGGCUAUGUGGACUGGAGCCCUUACGUCCCCACAAUCUUCACCAGGAUCCUGCGCAGUCUCAACCUCCCCGUGGGAGUCAGCCACAUGGUGGCGCUGCGCUACCUUACCAACUCCUACGACAUCGGGCACCUGGUGUUGUGGAUCACGGCCCUGCUGGGUGGACCAGGAAACCCGGCGCAGAAAGAGUUGACCUGCCUCUUUAAUAGCAUCGCUUCCUUUUAUCAUCCCUCCAAUCACGGUCGCUGGCAGUCUCGCCUCAUGCGCCUGCUCCAACGUCUGCCGGCGAGCGUGGUCCGUCGGGCGCAUCGCGAACGCCACGCCGUCCCCGGCUGGAUCACGGCGGUGCCCGAAAGUCACCGGCUGACCGACGAGGACCUGCGGGAGUUCACGUGCAGCCUCACUGGUGCCGCGCUGCUGGCCAUGUUCAGUAAGAACGGCAGUACGGAUGCUGCCUUUGCCCUACAGAACCUGGCUCUCCUCACGCCGCAACUGACCAUUCCACCUGUGCUCGAGAAGACGUACGCGGCGAUGGAGACCCUGACGGAGCCGCACACCCUGACCGCCACGCUCAGCUGCAUGAUCGGCAUGGCGCGGAGCCUGGUGGCCCCCAGCGGGCGCUACCCGGAGGGACGCGCGCACGUGCUGCCCCUGCUCAUGGGCUCGCUGCCGGGCGUGGACCCCAACGACUUCAGCAAGUGCAUGAUAACGUUCCAGUUCAUCACCACGUUUACCACGCUGGUGCCUUUGGUCGACUGUUCGUCAGCUCCCUCUCGACACGACGAUCUAUCCGAGAUGGAGAAAGAGUUGUGUUUUGCUUCAGCUGAGUUUGAAGACUUUGUCCUGCAAUUUCUGGACAGGUGCUUCGCCGUGAUAGAAAGCAGCACUCUGGAGCAGACGCGCGACGACACUGAGACGGACACUCAGACGCAGCUGGAGAGCCUGGUGGAGCUGGGCCUGUCCUCCACCGUCAGCACCGUCCUCACGCAGUGCGCCACACACAUCUACAUGGUAGCGCUGCAGAAGGUGUACAACUUUGCCACCUCCAACAUCUUUGAGACUUGUGUGUCGGGCAGGAUGGUGGCUGACAUGUGCAGAGCGGCCGCAAAGUGUCAUCCUGCUGAGUCUCUCCGACUCUUUGUCCCUCACUGCUGCAGCCUCAUUUUCCAAAUUACUGAAAAUGAGGAUCUCCAGAGUGAAGAGGAGCUUGAUAAAGAGCUGCUAUGGAACCUCCAGCUGCUGUCCGAGGUUACCCGCGUGGAUGGCGAGCAGCUGUUAAGGUACGGCGGCGAGCUGGAGCGCGUCCUGAGCACGUGCGUGCGCCUGCGCUGCAAACGGGCGUACGCGCUGGCCGCGGGCCUGCUGGAGCACACGCUGCGCUCGCUGUCGCUCAUCUACCCCACCGAGUACCGCAGCACGGCGGGGGGCUUCUGCCACGACCUCCCCGUACGAGACUGGGGUCGGCCCGGCGACAUUGCCGCUUUGGGUCUGUGCUGGCACGUGCCGAGCCCAGAGGAGGAGAACUUUGUUUUCCAGCUCUUGUCUCGCCUCCUCAAGCCUGAGCUGGAGCGAAUCGGGGGUCACGUCUCAGGAGACCAGCCAAUGAGCAGGGAGGAGCUGUUGCAGAGCCUCGCCAUCGUGCAUCACUGCCUCCUCGGGGCGGGCAGCCUGUUGCCCCCCCUGGAUGGACCUCACGUAGCGGAUCUAGUGCCCUCCAUGGUGAACUUGGGGGAGUUCAAACUGUACAUCGGCGUAGAGUACGAUAAUUCGCGCGAGAACUACCGAGAGUCCAUCUGCCGCACCAUGAGGCUGCUGCUGCAUCACAUCCUGGAGCACACAGAGGACGACACCAAGUCGCUCUUUGUCAUCAUUAAGAUCAUCAGUGACCUCCUGUUUUUCCGAGGCACGCACAAGAAGGAGUUUGACUCCCGCUGGAAGAGCUUCACGCUGGUCAAGAAGUCGAUGGAAAACCGGCUUUACGGGAAGAAGCAGCACAUUCGUGCUCUGCUCAUCGAUCGGGUCUUGCUACAGCAUGAGAUGAGGAAACUGGUGUUGGAGGGCAGGGAAUAUAAAGAAGUUCACCAGGAGCUGCUGUGUGAUCUGCUGCUGCUGUCAACCAGCACUUAUAGUCAGGUGCGUAGCAGGGCCCAGAAUGUGCUGACCACUGCGCUGGCAACGUACAGCUUCUCCUACCGGGACCUGAUUCCUCGAAUUGUGCAACUGAUCUCACCGCAACACACCACCGGCACACAGCAGCAAUUCAAGGGGGCCCUGUACUGCCUGCAGGCGGCGCACAGCGGCGUGUGCCUGGUGAGCCUGCGCGACUGGGACUGCGUGGGCGCCGUGUGGCCGGCGCUGGUCCGCUGCGGACUGUCGCCCGCCGCGUCCGUGGACGAGCACUCCGUGGCCCACCUCCUGGACGACAUCGUCGACCGGAUCCACCGGCAGCACGACACCGUCGGCAUCUUUUUCACCGUGUCCGAGAGCUGCGUGGAGAUAGCCGAGCAAAUGGCACCGUCGCAGACUUUGAGGACGCCAUCUGUUGAGGAGCUGCAGGAGGGGCUUCAACGACAGCGAAUCAGAAAUGUUGUUAAUGCGCGGAAAUAUGAGAAGCUUGUUAAUGACCUGUUGGACUGCCUUGAAGACCGAGAGCUGCCCUGGAAGUUUGAGCACACGGCCGCAGACUUGCUGUCUCUCUUGCUGAGGGACGAUCACCCGCUGCCUCCGGACGCCGUCCUCUACUUCACGCAGAGCCUCAUACACGACUCCAUCACCAUACGCAAGGUGGCAAUAUCAGCAAUGGCCGGUAUCUUGAAACAGCUCAAAAGACCACGAAAGAAAAUAGCAGUGAAGCCGUCUGACGUUAGCGGCGUGCUGGACCCGGAGGGCGUGUGGGCCGGGGACCGCCAGGCCAACCGCUGGCUGCAGUACCGCAGCGCCGAACUGCCCCUCAGCGAGAGGGCGUGGGACUCGCAGCUGCACGUGGAGAAAACCCACGUGGGCUACUACUCGUGGCCGAGAGAAAUGAUGAUUUACGCUCCUCAAAAGCUGAAAGAUGAUCUGCCGUAUGAGGAGAUGAAUGAGGCAGAAAAAAUAAUCUUUGAAUAUUUCUCCGACCCCGAGUUCAUCGAGCAGCUCAUGGAGUUCCUCUCUUUGGAGGAGCGCAAAGGAAAAGACAGCUUCAACCCACGUCGCUUCUGUCUCUUUAAGGGCCUUUUUCGCAACUACGGCGACGUCUUCCUGCCUCUGCUGUGGCCGCACUUGGAGCAGCUGGCCGCCGACCCGCACGAGAGCUCGCAGCGUUGCGUGUGCGAGAUCGCCGCCGGGCUUAUCAGAGGCAGCAAACUGUGGAGUUUCAGCAAGGUGGACAAGUUAUGGCGGGUUUUGUGCCCGCUGAUCAGGACGGCGUUGAGUAACGUCACGGUGGAAACCUACACCGACUGGGGCACCUGCGUUGCUACGGCAUGCGAGGGUCGCGACCCCCGGAAGCUCCACUGGCUGUUGGAACUGCUGAUGGAGACGCCGCUCGUCGGCGAGGGAAGCUCAUUCCGAGACGCCAGUUUGCUGUACGUGCUCCAAGGGGGUCUGGCCCAGCAGCAGUGGCGAGUGUCGGAACUCCUGCACAGGCUCCUCGCUUACCUGGAACCCAAACUCACGCAAGUGUACAAGAACGUACGCGAGCGCAUCGGCAGUGUCCUGACCUACAUCUUCAUGAUGGACGUGGCCCUGCCCCACACGCAGUCCACCUCCUCCCCUCACGUGGCCGACUUCGUCACCCGGGUGCUGGAGCGGCUCAAGCCCCUCACGUCCGAGGCGGAGAUCCACAACCACGUGCACGAGGAAAACGCCCCCGAGACCACCGACGAGCGCACCCAGGCUGUCAAGCUGCUCAAGACGGUCUUGAAAUGGCUUCUGGCGAGCGCCGGGCGGACCUUCACUACACCUGUACGCCAGCAACUUCAACUCCUGCCUCUGCUCUUCAAGAUUGCCCCGGUGGAGAUUGAUGAGAGUUAUGAUGAGAUGAAACAGGACGCUCGCACAUGCCUCUCUCUGAUGUCCCAGGGCGUGCUCUAUCCCCAACACAUCCCUCUCGUCUUGGCAGCCCUGGAAGAGAUGGCCGGCAGCAAGUCGUGGCACGCGCGCUACUCUGUGCUGACCUACCUGCAGAUUACAGUCUUCUCCAACUUAUUCACCCUGCUCAGCGUGCCCGUCGAGGUGCAGCGAGUCCGCAAGCUGGUGAUGCGUCUGCUGCUUGACGAGCAGCUUGAGGUGAGGGACAUGGCGGGCACCACCCUGAGUGGUUUGCUGCAGUGCCACUUCUUCCCUCUGGACCGCAGUCUGCAGACUCAACUGCAGACGCUGAGUCACACGUGCCUAACCAAGGCCAGAGGAGAGCUGGCUUCCACGGAUUUGGUGCGUCGCCACGCGGGAGUGCUGGGCCUGAGCGCGUGCAUCCUGUCCAGUCCUUACGACGUACCCACCUGGAUGCCGCAGAUUCUGAUGGGCCUGAGCGACCACCUCAACGACCCGCAGCCCAUCGAGAUGACGGUGAAGAAGACCCUAUCGGAGUUCCGUCGUACGCACCACGACAACUGGCAGGCGCAUCGGCAGCGCUUCACCGACGACCAGCUGCUGGUGCUCACAGACUUGCUGGUGUCGCCGUGCUACUACGCUUGAAAAAAAUGGCAAUGCUGGGAACUGUUUUGUCUGUUUGUUUGUUUGCUCGAGUGACAUUUAACUAAGGUGGGAGCGUUGCCGCUGGGAAGCUACCCGGAGAGUCAGCCUUCAUCUUCUUAACUGGAUGCGGACAAACAGUAACACUCCCUGGGAAAACUGGUUUGGGUUUAUCUUUUAAAAGUGCCGUAAUUUCUCGUGUAUAAUGCACAUUUUUCCCCCCAAAAAAUUGUCAAAGGUCAAUAGUGCGCAUUAUACAUAGGUAUAGCGUAAAAUGGGGGGGGGGGGGGGGGACUUUCACAUUUUCUAAGCGUAUGCCGCCAUCUAGAGGUUAUGAAAAAGCUGUACACUUUCAUUCCAAUAUGCCACCCCCACCAAGAGGUUAUGAGAAAGGUGUAGCCUACACUUUCAUUCCAAUAUGACAGGGGUACGGAUGACUGCAUAUAAUAAGUUUACAUACCCUGGCAGAAUUUGUGAAAUAUUGUUUUUAAAUACAACUGAUAACUGAACAACCAUCAUCAAUUUCUUUAAGGUUUGUUUGUUUAACGAUAAUGCUUUUCUGAAAUGCUUGACAGUUUCAUUUGAAUCACAUUAAAAUAAAAUUAAAUGUUUUA
Messenger RNA from Phyllopteryx taeniolatus (common seadragon), 6253 nucleotides. RefSeq names its product proteasome activator subunit 4b (gene psme4b). The transcript has 47 exons. Gene Ontology annotation, biological process: proteasomal ubiquitin-independent protein catabolic process. NCBI's taxonomy places the organism in Eukaryota, Metazoa, Chordata, Actinopteri, Syngnathiformes, Syngnathidae. The coding region runs from base 18 to 5642 and encodes 1874 amino acids. The record is from RefSeq and is a predicted model, not a curated record. Gene Ontology annotation, cellular component: cytosol; spermatoproteasome complex; nucleus. Gene Ontology annotation, molecular function: peptidase activator activity; proteasome binding.